Gadus chalcogrammus (walleye pollock) is the source of this 2931-nucleotide messenger RNA. RefSeq names its product myoneurin-like. NCBI's taxonomy places the organism in Eukaryota, Metazoa, Chordata, Actinopteri, Gadiformes, Gadidae. Bases 438 to 2381 code for a protein of 647 amino acids. Gene Ontology annotation, molecular function: RNA polymerase II cis-regulatory region sequence-specific DNA binding; DNA-binding transcription factor activity, RNA polymerase II-specific; protein binding. The record is from RefSeq and is a predicted model, not a curated record. The transcript is spliced from 9 exons. Gene Ontology annotation, biological process: regulation of transcription by RNA polymerase II; central nervous system development. Gene Ontology annotation, cellular component: nucleus.
UUCUAUAUAUAAAAGAUCAUUCGACAUGUGUAUCACGCGUUUUAAUCUAUUCUGUCUACAUUGCAAUCACACAUUCUCAUUUAUGUUUUCGGAUUGUUUUAGAAGCGAUUUAACUCAUGAAAUGGCUGUUGGUACGAAACCUCGUCCAACCUUCGAAAUAAGAGCACAAUGUUUUGCGCGCUUUUCAUGUGUCGAAUAUAUUUUUAGAUUAACAAAGCAUUCUUACGCACAAUGCUUAUGUGCAGAAGUUAUCUAAUGCACACACACAACUAUUGAAAUAGUUCAAUACGUGUAUACCUAGCAUACAUGUCUUAAAAUGUAUCAAUAAUUAGUACACGACAGCACUCUUACGUUAGCAAACAAGCGACUCCGUUGAGGCCCGAUAACCGGUGGAGCUUUUAUUUUUUAAAAGCGACAUUUCAGAAUUGGCUACAUUGAUGAAGAGCUUUUGCAUUGAGCGUCUCCAGGCAACAACGAUGGUGCACAAGAUGAGUCACGGCCGGCUCCUCCUGCAGCGUCUCCUGCAGCAGCGGGAGAUGGACUUCCUGUGUGACAUCACUGUGGCAGUGAGCGACGUGGAGUUCCGGGCCCACCACAACAUUCUGGCUGCGUUCAGCGAGUAUUUCUCCUCCCAGACAGAGAGGGGCCCGGGGCUGACCACCCUGGACCCCGACAAGGUCAGUCGCUUCGCCCUGGAGAAGCUUCUGGAGUUCGCCUACACGGGCCACAUGAGCCUCAGCCGAGACCGGCUGGCGGACGUGCGCGGAGCGGCCGUGUUCCUGGGCAUGCCGGAGGCCACGCGCUACCUGGAGGAGAACCCAGAGGGGCUGGAGAAGGAGUACGACCCCGCCUGCUCCUCCCCCCCCCUCAGCCCGGACCCCCAGGCCGGCACCUCCCUGCUCUCGGACGGGGAGGAGCGGGACGGGAACGAUGAGGACGACGACGACGGCGGGGUGGGAGGCGCCGGGGGCCGCUCGGCCCGGUGGGACGCCCCGGAGCCCCUGGGCAGGAAGAGGGGCCGCAAGCCCAAGAUCUACAGCGACUUCGAGACCACCACGCCCACCAGCGACUCCGAGGACACGCCGCUGAGCCGAGGCCACCGGGGGAGGGGGGCAAACAACAACAACAACAACAUUAACAACAACGACAACAACGACAACAACGUCGGCAAGAAGGAGGAGCUGGAGGAGAGCAACGCGGGGCUGGACUUCGGCGACAGCGACUGGGUGCCGGACGUCGAGCCGUCGGGGAGGAGGAGCCAGAGCCCCGAGGACAAGGAGCGGAAGUCGGUGGCGUGCACCGAGUGCAGCCGUCUGUUCACCGAGGCCAGCAGCCUGCGGCGGCACAUGAAGAUCCACCGGGGGCUGAAGCCCUUCAAAUGCCUGUUCUGCUCCAAGACAUUCCGGCAGGCCACGCAGCUGAAGACGCACCUGCGCGUACACACAGGAGAGAAGCCAUUCACAUGUACCCAGUGUGACAAGUGUUUUGCCCAGAAGUGCCAGCUGAUCGCCCACUGUCGCAUGCACCACGGCCAGGAGAAGCCCUUCGGCUGUGAGCACUGCGGCCUCAAGUUCGCCACCUCCUCCAACUACAAAAUGCACAUCAGACUGCACAGCGGGGAUAAGCCAUACGUGUGUGACGUGUGCGGCCAGACGUUCGCCCAAUCCAGCACGCUGACCUAUCACAAGCGUCGCCACACGGGGGAGAAGCCCUACCAGUGCGACACCUGUGGCAUGUCCUUCUCCGUCUCCUCCUCCCUCAUCACGCACACCCGCAAACACACAGGUGUGACCCCAUACAAGUGCUCUCACUGUGAUGCCAGCUUCAUGACGUCGUCGGAGCAGAAGAAGCACGUCCGCAGGCUGCACCCUGAGGGGAACCCGAGCGUCCAGUGUCUGCUGUGUGGGAACCGCUUUGCCAGUGUGAAGAACAUGAUGAAGCACCAGAAGAAGGCCCACGCAGACGAGGUCCGCCACCACAAGGAGCGAGCACGCGCAGUGCUGUACCUGGCCUCCAGCCACCCGGUGGCCUUCGUCCAGAGCAAGCUGCCCCAGAGCAGCAAGGCCCUGCUGGGCGUCUCGGACGGCGGGCCCCAUCACCACGCCUCCCAGACCCCCAGGGUCACACUGGGGCUCCCGGCGCAGUGCUUCAAGGUGGAGCAGACGGACACGGUCAUCACCACCACCAGCGACCCCGGCCUAGACUCUGUGACCUUUGAACCCAGCCAGGAGAGCCAAACAACCACCAUCAGCUCGGACGCCCUGCACGCGCUGGUGGAGCAGCUGCGGCCGUCCUCGCCGCCCCAGAGCGUGCAGGAGAUCGUGAUCAUCCAGACCCUGGACAACGCCGAGGCCGGGGCCUCCAUACAACAGCAAGACUGACUCUGCAUGCGUCUCGCUACGUCGAACCACUGAAUUUUAGUUCUAGUUUUUAUUUUCGAAAAUACACAUGAGGGUUACAUGGGUGGGCCUGGCCUGUUGUUCGCUGAAUCUGUUCCGUUGCUAACCUGCAGCUAUCCCAGUAGCAGUGCGUGAUUGAUAUUUAGCAGUCAAAUGUUUUUUCUUGCCGAGUUGGACGAUUAUUUAAGAAAAAAUAGAAGCUGGAUCACACUUUAAACUUUUAAUCGAAGUUCAGGAGUGAGUUCUGUGAGUAAUUGUUCACUAGACGUGUUGGUUGAUUUCAAGUUCAAACCUUACUUUAACCUCUUCAUCGGGUCAUUCUAGGCCUAUGUGAGUAGAAAGAUUCAUACUGCAUCUGGUUGUCAGUUUUGUACAAAAAAAUACAUUCUGUAAAUGAAUUGCAAUAAUAUGUUAAUUAGCCGAUUGCCUUGGUAAUGCAUAACCAUAUUUGCGUUUGUCACUUGCUUUUCAAUCGGCUGUUGAGGUUUGGUCUAUUAAAAUGUAAAACAUGGCUUCAUUGUUCUACCAUGGC